CCCCGCGCGCCCCGGCCCGCGCGCCCGGCCUGCGCGCGCCAUGGAGCCCGGCCGCGGCGGCACCGAGGUCGUGGGCAAGUUCGAGUUCUCCCGCAAGGACCUGAUCGGCCACGGCGCCUUCGCGGUGGUGUUCAAGGGCCGCCACCGGGAGAAGCACGACCUCGAGGUCGCGGUCAAGUGCAUUAACAAGAAAAACCUUGCCAAGUCCCAGACACUGCUGGGGAAGGAAAUCAAGAUACUGAAGGAACUGAAACAUGAAAACAUUGUGGCGUUGUAUGACUUCCAGGAAAUGGCUAAUUCCGUCUACCUGGUCAUGGAGUACUGCAACGGCGGGGACCUUGCUGACUACCUGCACACCAUGCGCACGCUGAGUGAAGACACCAUCAGGUUGUUCCUGCAGCAGAUCGCAGGUGCCAUGCGGCUGCUACACAGCAAGGGCAUCAUCCACCGGGACCUCAAACCCCAGAACAUCCUGCUGUCUAACCCUGGGGGGCGCCGGGCCAGCCCCAACAACAUUCGCGUCAAGAUCGCUGACUUCGGGUUUGCGCGCUACCUCCAGAGCAACAUGAUGGCGGCCACGCUCUGCGGCUCCCCCAUGUACAUGGCCCCCGAGGUCAUCAUGUCCCAGCACUAUGAUGGGAAGGCAGACCUAUGGAGCAUCGGCACCAUUGUGUACCAGUGCCUGACGGGGAAAGCACCCUUCCAGGCCAGCAGCCCUCAGGACCUCCGCCUGUUCUAUGAGAAGAACAAGACGCUGGUCCCCACCAUUCCCCGUGAGACCUCCGCUCCACUCCGGCAGCUGCUCCUGGCCCUGCUACAGCGCAACCACAGGGAGCGCAUGGGCUUUGAUGAGUUUUUUCACCACCCUUUCCUUGACGCCAGCGCCUCCAUCAAGAAGUCCCCGCCUGUGCCCGUACCCUCAUACCCAAGCUCAGGCUCUGGCAGCAGCUCCAGUAGCAGCUCCACCUCCCAUCUGGCUUCCCCCCCGUCCCUGGGGGAGAUGCCCCAGUUGCAGAAGACGCUCACUUCCCCGGCUGCAGCCACUGGCUUCCUGCACAGCUCACGUGACUCUGGCGGCAGCAGCAAAGACUCCUGUGACACAGAUGACUUUGUUAUGGUCCCCGCCCAGUUUCCAGGUGACCUUGCAGCUGAGACGGUCGGUGCGAAGCCCCUGCCGGACAGCCUGCUGUGCAGUGGGAGCUCACUGGUGGUCUCUGCUGGCCUGGACAGCCAUGGUCGGACACCCUCUCCAUCCCCCCCUUGCAGCAGCACCCCUAGCCCCUCAGGCCGGGCUGGCCCAUUCUCCAGCAGCAGAUACGGUGCCUCUGUCCCCAUCCCAGUCCCAACUCAGGUGCACAACUACCAGCGCAUCGAGCAGAACCUGCAGUCGCCCACCCAGCACCAGAUGCCCCGGUCAUCCACCAGGUCACCUGGCAGUCGCCGGUCAGGCAGCACCAGCCCCCUGGGCUUGGCCCGGGCCAGCCCCUCGCCCCCAGCCCAUGCCGAUGCAGCCCUCCUGCCCAGGAAGUUGUCCCUGGGUGGGGGCCGGCCCUACACACCAUCUCCACAAGCUGGAACCAUCCCUGAGAGACUGGCCUGGAGCAGGGCCCCCUCCCCACAAGCAGCUGAGAUGUGGACUGGCAGGUCCUUGCGUCCAGGCUCCUCCGUGCCCGAGCACUCGCCCCGUUCCUCUGGCCUGGGCUGCCGCCUGCACAGUGCCCCCAACCUGUCUGACUUGCACGUCAUCCGCCCCAAGCUGCCCAAGCCGCCGAUGGACCCGCUGGGAGCAGCCUUCAACCCACCCCAAGCCAGCCCUUCCCCACCAUCCCACGGGCUACAGUCCUGCCGGACCCUGCGUGGCUCACCCAAGCUGCCAGACUUCCUGCAGCGGAACCCCCUGCCCCCCAUCCUGGGCUCCCCCACCAAGGCCACGCCCUCCUUCAACUUCCCUAAGACCCCCAGCUCCCAGAACCUGCUGACCCUGCUGGCCCGGCAGGGCGUAGUGAUGACACCCCCCCGGAACCGGACGCUGCCUGACCUCUCAGAGGUGGGGCCCUUCCGGGGACAGCAGCUGGGCUCCGGACUGCGGCCCAUGGAGGAUGCCAGGGGCCCGGUCGGCCGGUCCUUCAGCACCAGCCGCCUCACUGACCUGCUGCUCAGGGCGGCCUUCGGGACACAGGCCUCGGACUGGGGCAGCACCGACAGCCUGCAGGAGAGGCCAAUGGAGACCGGUGGGCAGCUGGACUCUGGGAUCUGGGUGGGGUGCAGUGGUGAGGGAAGAUGGCCUCUGAGCACCUCUCCUCUACCCCCCGCCGCCACAGCACCCUCUGCUGGCUUUGGAGGGAACCUGCACCCAGGAGCCCGUGCUGGAGGUGCCAGCAGCCCCGCACCUGUGGUGUUCACAGUGGGAUCCCCACCCAGUGGGACCACACCACCUCAGGCCUCACGCACUGCAGCCUUCUCAGUGGGCUCUGCUGGCUCCUCCACUCGCCACCUUGUGUCCGGGGCCUGCAGUGAGGCUGCGCCUGAGCUGCCCCCCGCCGGCCACUGCUGCAGCUUUGCCGACCCCAUCGCUGCCAACUUGGAGGGGGCUGUGACCUUCGAGGCUCCGGACCUCCCUGAGGAGACCCUCAUGGAGCAAGAGCACACGGAGAUCCUGCACAGCCUACGCUUCACGCUCAUCUUCGUCCAGCACAUCCUGGAGAUCGCCGCCCUGAAGGGCAGUGCCAGCGAGGCGGCUGCAGGCCCCGAGGUCCCGCUGCAGGAGAGUGUGGUGGCCGACCAGAUCAGCCUGCUGAGCCGCGAGUGGGGCUUUGCGGAGCAGCUCGUGUUGUAUCUGAAGGUGGCUGAGCUACUGUCCGCUGGCCUACAGACCGCCAUUGACCAGAUCCGGGCUGGCAAGCUCUGCCUGUCUUCCACUGUGAAGCAAGUGGUGCGCAAGCUGAACACGCUCUACAAGGCCAGCGUGGUAUCCUGCCAGGGCCUGCGCCUGCGCCUGGAACGCUUCUUCCUGGACAAGCAGCGACUGCUGGACCGCGUCCACAGCAUCACUGCCGAGAAGCUAAUUUUUAGCCAUGCUGUACAGAUGGUGCAAGCGACCGCCCUGGAUGAGAUGUUCCAGCACCAUGAGGGCUGUGUGCCGCGCUAUCACAAGGCCCUAUUGCUCCUGGAAGGGCUGCAGCAGCUGCUCUCGGACCAGGCCGACAUCGAGAACAUCGCCAAGUGUAAGUGGGGGUGGCCUUGGGGGGCGGCCCUGAGGUGUGUCCGCCUUACACCUCCUCUUCCCGUAGGCAAACUGUGCAUCGAGCGGAGGCUCUCGGCUCUGCUGACUGGCAUCGGUGCCUGACCCCUCGGACCCCAACUUGCCACACCCUGCCGACCCCACAGGGUGGGCUUGUGUGCUGCCCACCGGUCCUGGGGCCGCUGGACGUGGCUGUGCUGUGGUAUUCCAGGCAGCUCCUCCCCCUGUGCAGCAGACUCAGAACCUCCCAUGCCAGGCAGGGGCGCCAAGUGGUGGCAGGUAGGCACACGGAGACCCUGCCACUUGCCAGGAACCCAGGACAGUCAAGGCCCUGAGACAGCGCUGCUGACUCCACGCCAAAGAGAGCCUUUCUUCUCCUCGUCCUUGUCAAUCACCCGGGCACUUUAUGCAGAUGGAGACUGGCCUCAUCACACAGAGAACAGCGUCUGCUGUCCAGCUCCAGCCCUGUCACAUGUGGGUCUGUGCCCUCACACACCCAUCACGCCCAUUGCGCGUGUGCACCAGCUGUUGGGCUGCCUGUGUCUGCUCCUGGCAGCCGGACUGAGGCCGAGCUCCUGCCCCAACACACCAGGUCGGCAUCUGCCUUUCCUCCCAGAACACGUUGCAUUUUUUUUGUAGCUCACUUUUUCUUGAAAGAAGAAUACUUGGAAGCAUUUAAGGCAAGAACAAGGACAACCUUGGCCUUACUGUGGGGGCAGACGAUGCUGGGUGCCAGUGUGACUGCGACUGUAUGUGUGUGGCUGGGCACAUGAGUGGCUGGCUGAGUGUAUGUUUGACUGGGUGUCCCCAUGGUGCAGCCCUGGGGCACAUGGUGGUAGAUGUGUUGCACUCAUGGUGGACAAGUGCAAGUGAAUGUCUCAUGCGACACACGACAGCAUAUGCAAGCCCUCCCCGCUGAGCUUUAGCCUCGUCACUGUCAUGGCCCUGCUGUUCUGCCAGGACGGGCAGUCCCUGCGGCUUCCAGGGCAGCACAAGCUGGGGCUGCUGUGGCCUCGGGGCCCAGCUCUGCCUGAAUCUACUUGAAUGUACCACAGAGAGUCCAUAGGAGGUGGUUGUGGGUCUGUGGCACCCAUACAUAGGAGGGGGUUCAGAGGUCAUGCCACACACACGUGUUUUUUUUUUUGCAAUACUUGAAAUAUCGCCACUGUGCUUGGACUUGGAAGAAAGCAGAGCUCCCCGGCACAUGUCCCGUGUUGGUAUUUAUUGCAGGGAAGCGCCUACAUCCUGGUGUCCAUGUGCCCUGUGUGCCUGGUGCCCCAGCCGUGAACGCCUGUGGGUGUGUGUCCCGUUCUCCCGAGACUAUCAAAUAGACUUUGUCUAUUUGGAAACAUACUAUGUGAGUCUCUUCCGUUACAUUGUAUCACAUCAGAUUAAGUGGAAAUAAACCUUUGAAUUGUU
Molecule: messenger RNA, 4660 nt
Organism: Ochotona curzoniae (black-lipped pika)
Lineage: Eukaryota; Metazoa; Chordata; Mammalia; Lagomorpha; Ochotonidae
Gene: ULK1
Product: unc-51 like autophagy activating kinase 1
Exons: 26
Coding region: 41-3346 (1101 amino acids)
Biological process (GO): positive regulation of autophagy; axon extension; autophagosome organization
Cellular component (GO): autophagosome; cytoplasm
Molecular function (GO): ATP binding; protein serine/threonine kinase activity
Source: RefSeq, a predicted model, not a curated record